AUGUCUCGAUACCAGUACCCUGAGCACACAUUGUCAGACGCAAAUCAGACGGCUAUCAUGCGAUUUUGGCACUCUCUUGAACUCCGGAAAAGGAUUGCGAACUAUCUUUGGCCUGAGAAGAGGGAGCGACAACCAGAAGCGAAUGAGCGCGCUGGAGAACUUGAGCUCUGCAAUGCUGAGUUCUGCCCAAUUUAUCAACUGCCGCCAGAACUUCUCCUCGAUAUCACAAAGCAUAUAUCAAGGGCUGACAGGUUGGCCUUCCAACUGUCUAGCCGAAGAUUCGCUUCCUUUAUACAGCGGACUAGCAAAGCAACCCCACGUCGGAUCGACAAGAAGAGAUUGAAAGAACGACUAGGAAGAGACUCAUAUUCCAAGCUUGCUGAGGCUGAAGCUAGAAAUUUAGCAACUCUCCCACAACUUCUCUGUUCCCAUUGUCACGAGCCGCAUCCUUGGUCACACUUCGACCGCAAGGAAAUCCUCGAGUCGGGCCAUGUUCGACGUUGCAAAGGAGCGUCGCGCCCUUUCAGAACAUGCCGGCACAUCACCGUGACACGCGAUCAACUCACGAAGCCUAAUCGCGUGGGCAUGUUCGGCGAGUAUUACUAUGGACCCCAAUGUGCAACCUGCACGACUUCCUAUUUUUCCCGGGCCGUUCACUCUUCAACACUGCAAUACUUCUGUUCUCAGAAGCUUGGAAAAACUUACGCGAGCAACAGAUUACACAGGGUCAGGCUCCAGCAAGGGUUCCGUCAAUCAGCAUGGCAAGUGUGUCCGCAUAUGCGUACAGACGAUGCAGACUUCCAGGCACGGCUUCUUUUCACCCCGUUGGAGCCUCCGUUGUGGUCUUCUACCGGUCAAAGCGAGCAUGUCACUGACGUUUUCGCUGAGCCCUACAUGGGCACAGACAUGCGCAUAUACUGCAGGCACAGGCACUGUACUACAAACGUCCGAAUCUCGAGGAGGCUUUUCAUAGGUGUAGGGUCGACGCCAAUAUAUGUCGAAACAUAUCGCGAAUUGGGUCUCAUGAAGUCGGUCCAGGACCCGGCGUGGCUUGCGCAGGUUGGAGAUUGA
This is a messenger RNA of Parastagonospora nodorum SN15, 1071 nucleotides long. RefSeq lists its product as hypothetical. Gene Ontology annotation, molecular function: protein binding. NCBI's taxonomy places the organism in Eukaryota, Fungi, Ascomycota, Dothideomycetes, Pleosporales, Phaeosphaeriaceae. The transcript has a single exon. The record is from RefSeq and is a predicted model, not a curated record. Bases 1 to 1071 code for a protein of 356 amino acids.